Agelaius phoeniceus (red-winged blackbird) is the source of this 1473-nucleotide messenger RNA. RefSeq names its product family with sequence similarity 181 member B (gene FAM181B). Lineage: Eukaryota; Metazoa; Chordata; Aves; Passeriformes; Icteridae. The record is from RefSeq and is a predicted model, not a curated record.
AUGGGGUCUGAAGGAUGCUGCGCACCUGCUCUGGGGUGCCUGCGAGUGUCUGGCCAGGUGAAGCCUGUGCACCUGUGCCGGGGUGUGGGUGUGUACACGUGUCCCGCGGGGCUGUGUAUCUGUCCCAGGGCGGGUGUGUCCCAGUCCCGGGGUGAUGCUCGUCCCGCCCCGCCGCUGCCGGUGUUCCCGCCCGGCUCGGUGGGUUGGUGGGUGCAGCCGGCCCGGCCCCCGCCCCCGGGCUCCCGGCAGGGAGGCGGGGAGGGCCGGGGCCAGCCCCGCUCUGAUCCCUCCUCCUCCUCCUCCUUCCCCGCCCGCCGCCUUUUCCCCGCUGCCGCCGCCGCCGCCCGCCGGGCGCAUCCCAGCGGACUCUGCCGGGACUCGGGGCGGCGGCGUUCGCCGCCGGCCAUGGCCGUGCCCGCCGCGCUGCUCAGCCCCCACCACCUCCUCUCCUUCUGCUUCCCCGCCGCCGGCGGGCUCCUGGGCUAUGCCGACCUGGAGAAGGGCUACGAGGGCAGCGGCGGCGACGCGGGGGACUUUAGAGAAGCCACCCGGGACCUGCUGAGCUUCAUCGACUCGGCUUCCAGCAACAUCAAGCUGGCGCUGGACCGGCCGGUGAAGUCCCGGCGGAAGGUGAACCAUAGGAAGUACCUGCAGAAGCAGAUCAAGCGCUGCACCGGCAUCAUCGCCGCCGCCGCCGCCGCCCCGCCGCCCGCGCCGCCGCCCGCCGCCUGCCCGCCCGCCGCCUGCCCCGCCCGGCCCCCGCCGCGCCGGGAGCCCGCGCAGGCGGCGGGCAGCAGCCUCCAGAGCAAGAGCCUGGCCGCCCUCUUCGGCUCCCUGCAGCGGGGCCGGGGCGCGGCGGGCGGCGCCGAGGCACGGGCGGGCGGCGGCGGCGCGGAGCGGGCGGCGGGCGGCCCGCGGAAGGUGCCGCUGCGGGACCGCAACCUGCCGCCCUCCUUCUUCACGGAGCCCGCGCUGCCCGGGCCCGCCGCCCGCGGGCCGCCCGCCAAGGAGCCGGAGAAGGGCGGCGGGGGCGGCGGCGCCGAGGCCACCGAGUUCUUGGAGCUGCUGUGCCCCGAGUACGGCGCGCUGCUGCCCGAGCACGCCGCCCCGAGCGACGCCUUCGGCGGCCGCCUGCCCGCCGAGCUGGGGCUGGAGCACGGGCUGUACGAGCUGCCGCUGCCCGCCGGGCCGCACCCGCUGCUGGGCGGGCUGCUCUACCCCGAGCCGCCCUGGAGCCCGGCCGCGCCCUGCAGCCCGCCCAGGAAGGCGCCGCCCGAGCCGCUGCGUCCCAUCUACCCCGGCGGCGGCGGCGGCGCCGAGCCCGUGCCCGGCAGCGGCGGCAGCAGCGAGGAGCCCGGGGGGCACCUGCCCGCGGGGUUCGCCCCCUUCUUCCCCGAGUGCCCGCUGCCCCCGCCGCAGCCGCCCUACGACUACGGCGGCGGGUACCACCGCGGGGGCUACCCCGGGCUCUAG